Molecule: messenger RNA, 1116 nt
Organism: Fonsecaea monophora
Lineage: Eukaryota; Fungi; Ascomycota; Eurotiomycetes; Chaetothyriales; Herpotrichiellaceae
Exons: 1
Coding region: 1-1116 (371 amino acids)
Source: RefSeq, a predicted model, not a curated record
AUGGACGUGGACCACAGCUACACCCAGUUGUUCCUCUGCAAAACCGCGCCUCUUCUCUCUUCCACCAGAAAAUGGCGUCAUUUCUGGCAAUCCAUCGUCCCACAAGUUGCCUGGGCGAACCCAUCCGUCCAUCAUGCAAUGAUAGCGGUCGCGGCGACUUUUGACUCUUAUAUUUCGGGGAUUGAUCACACCGUCCUGAUACUGGAGCGGAGAUCCCAAGCUGUUCGUGCAUUUACAACCCAGCCUCCUUCAUGGGAUGUCGCGUUGAUCGUCUGCCGACUGUUCUCCGCAAUGGCUCAGUGCAACGAGGAUUUCACGGCCGCCAUGGCGCACAUGAAGAGCGGGGAGAAUAUUCUCAGAGAAGCGACCCGAAAUGAACAUACAGGGUCCGAAAUUGUUCGGCUAAUGGCUGCGACCUUUUUUGGUCUAUCAGCCGACACAAACAAUGAUAUUAGUGUUAUGGAUCGAUUCCCUCCGAGCAAGCGCCGAGCCUGUCUUGAGCUGAAGGUUAUAGGCGCUGACUAUGCAAGGCUCAUACGCCGAAUAGCGCAAUUGCGCCUUCAAGACGUCGACACGCCGACGAUGGGGUUCCUCUCAGUUGCCUUUACCACGAUGAACCAAGCCAUCAGCUCUGCCAUGUACCCAGACCUCCUGGUAUUUUCUGAAGACGACGGGGUCGUGCCUGCGGCCGAGGUCCGCACCAAGCUGGUACGGGAAGAUUCUUUGGUGACCAUGGACGAGCUAAUCAUCAUGUAUCCUUGUCUAUGCUAUGAGCUAGAACACUACCUGGAUGGCAUAGCCACGGGCACGGGCAUUCCAAUGGCGUCAUCUCUCAAUGAUCUCAAGAAGCGACUCAGAGUCCUCGUGGACAAUUACGUCGUGCAGGCGUCAGAGAUCGAGCCGCGCAUGACGGCCGGCACAUUUUGGCUCGACGACUGGGGGGUCCCGGGGUGCUUGAUGCACAGGCACCUCGACCGACCGCAGACAGGCGUUAGUCCGUGUCUGGGGCAAGAGGGGGUGGGCGCCGGUCCUGAGGAUCAAGACCCCGUCCUGCGUGAGAGGAGAGAGUACUACCACGAACACGUCUGUCAGUAUCGGAGUGGUUUCAUGUGUUGA